AUGGCUUUCAACUCACAACGUACAUUUAGAGCCCCAACUUUCCGGUCACAACUUUCAAUUCGUCGUGUGUAUGAAACUUUGGAGCCAAGAUCAGAACCGAAAGAAACUGCUGAAGCUCACUUUCUUCAUGUUUACCUUCCUGGUUAUACAAAGGAUCAAAUGAAGAUUACAUUGCAGGACGCAUCACAAGUGCUGAGAAUUUCAGGUGAACGGCCAAUUCCAGGCAACAGAUGGAGAAAAUUUGACCAAACAUUUCCUGUUCCAGAAAACAGUGAUGUAGGGACACUUGAAGCCAAGUUUGAACAAGGAACUCUCAUUCUUAAAAUGCUAAAGAAACCCAUUCCACAAUCACAAGUUGUUGCUCCUAAACAAGAAGUGGAAAAAAGUCAACAACAUCCUUCAAGUAAUAAAGAUUUGGAUGAAACAAAGCUUGGAAAAGUCCAAGAGACAAUUCCACCAACACAAUCUACUAAGUUGGAAGAACCAACUCAAGACAUGAAAAGUGAUUCACCUCAAACUCAAAGCAUUGAGAAAAAGAAAAAUGAGGCUUUUCAUGAUGACACGUUGUCUCAAACUGCUAGAGAAACAAUAAGCAAUAAUGAGGCUCAAAAGAGUCAACAAGAGUUUGAGGAAAAACCAACUUUCAAGGACACAACAAAAACACAAAUUGAUGAAAAGGCUCAAGAGGGUCAACAAGAGUUUGAGAAAAAACCAACAUUUGUUGAGAGAACCAAAACACAAAUAGAUGAAAAGGCUCAAAAGGGUCCAGAAGAAUUUGAGGAAAAACCAACAUUCAUAAAGAGAACCAAAACACAAGUAGAUGAAAAAGCUCCAAAGGGUCAAGAUGAGUUUGAGAAAAAACCAACAUUCAUUGAGACAACCAAUACACAAAUAGAUGAAAAGGCUCAAAAAGUUCAACAAGAAUUUGAGCCAAAACCAACAUUCAAAGACAUAGCCAAAACACAAUUCGAUGAAAAGACUCAACAAGAUCAAGAGGAAUUUGAUAAAAAAACAACAAUCAUUGAGAGAACCAAAACAGAAAUAGAAGAAAAUCUUCAAAAAGUUCAAAAGGAAUUUGAGCCAAAACCAACAGAAAAAGUGGUCACCAAAGAAAACUUAGAGGAAAAAAUAGUUAGAAAGAGUGAUGAAUAUGGUAAGGAGGAAAGGAUCUCAAAGAAAGAGGAAAUUGAAGAGAAAAAUGAGAAGCCUUAUGAGUCAAGUAAGACUAUGAAAGAUGUGAAACAAAAUGAAAUUGAAAAAGAAGAACACUCUGGUUCAAAAGUUACAGAAAAUGAAAAGGAAUCUAGCAGCAGAAUUUCUCCCAAUCAGGAAGAGAUGAAUGGAAUAAGAAAAUUAACUGCUGCUUCUACUCAGUUUGUAACAAGAAUGGCAGAAGGGAAAUGGAGUGGUGAUGAGAGACAUUUGGUUGAAAAUGUAGGUGCUGCAAUUUUAGUGAUUGCUGCAUUUGGAGCCUAUAUAUCAUAUAGGUUUUCCUCUUGA
Molecule: messenger RNA, 1500 nt
Organism: Vicia faba (fava bean)
Lineage: Eukaryota; Viridiplantae; Streptophyta; Magnoliopsida; Fabales; Fabaceae
Source: the annotation of a GenBank genome assembly